AUGACAUCAGAAGUUAGUUUGCGCAAAGUCAGCGUACAGAAAAAGCUUUUUGUGAUGCACACCUUUGUUGUUGUCCAGCAUCGCAGUAUGAAUGUUGGGAAAGCAAAAGCAUUAACUAUAAUCACAUUACAGGCCAAAGAAAAAGAUAUAAAAGGAGCACAGGCUUCCACAGAAAUUGAGGUCCUCAAGCCACCUUGUGACUACACUGUAGAAAUUUGGGAAGUUGAAGUUGUUUUGGUAUGGGAUUUCAGUUCGGCCUUUGAAAAAUUGAUUAAUAAUUCUCUUGUACUUGAUAAUAAUCUUCGGUUUUCUAAAGUUGCAUACAAAGGGUCAAACAAAACAUGGUACCAAAUGAAUAAAAGAAAGAGACAGAAGAUGGCGAUUGUGAUUGAAAGUGGAAUAGCUAGACUGGCAUCAUUCUAUUUUCCUUCCCUUGGUACACUACAUGGUAUAUUGUAUAACACAGUCUACAUAAAUUUAACUGAAAGUAUAUGA
Melampsora larici-populina 98AG31 is the source of this 495-nucleotide messenger RNA. RefSeq lists its product as uncharacterized. The record is from RefSeq and is a predicted model, not a curated record. The coding region runs from base 1 to 495 and encodes 164 amino acids. NCBI's taxonomy places the organism in Eukaryota, Fungi, Basidiomycota, Pucciniomycetes, Pucciniales, Melampsoraceae. The transcript is spliced from 5 exons.